CUGAACCAAAAAUUAACUACAGCCAUUCAAAACCUCUGGGAAAUUCGGAAUAAAAAUGUUACGAAUACUCUAGAUUAAUCCCCUUGAUUUUUUGAGACACGAUGACCGCCAUCAGCCAACAGGAGCAUAUACAAAAUUAUUUAGUGAAGACAUCGAGUCCCAAUUUUCCGUUCAAGUCAAAAAAUUCCACUCGUUUUUAUUCGGAGUAUAAAAAAUAUUGUGGACUGGACGAAAUUACUCCCCUAAGAAUUCCAGUCAUGGAUAUCGCCAAUAAAAAAUUACAGGGUCUAUCAAAAGGGCGAGUGGAAGAGGAGAGUGAACUCAUAGGAAUGCUGUCCAAACAACUGUAUCUUGCAGGCAACCAGAUGCAGAGAAUGCAGGUAGUGUUGAAAAAAGCUGAGGAAAGAUUGAAGUCCAAGGACCAACACAUUGAGCGUUUGAAACGAAAAGUGAGAGAGUGGGAGGUGAAAAACAGAAAUCAGGAGUCAACUUACAAAAGAGAAAUGCAAAAACGUCAGUCACAGAUUGACAAUGCUGAACACAUUCGAAAACGUUGCAUGAGAUACGAAAGCAGAGUUUGUGAAAUGGAGAAAUUCCUCGCGGAUUACGGCCUGGUUUGGGUCGGAGAAAAGUCCCCCGCGGGUCCCAAAAUUCCCGAAGAGACAUCCAAUGACUUCGUAAUGAGUAAUUACCCUCAGUUACUGGAAAACAUUCAGGAGCUGAAUUUAUCGGUCGGAAAAGAUGAGAUGCACGUGCACCACAGCCAUGGCCUAGCCUCAUUCAAAUCUCAGUCCUGCAUGUCUCUAAAAUUCUACAAAAAUGGAAUGAUCGUGCAGAAAGGCCGAUUACGCCCAUACACAGAUCCCCGGACGCGAUCAUUCAUCCAAGAUAUCCUCGACGGUUAUUUUCCAGGCGAGCUCCAACAUGAUUACCCCAAUGGCGUGCCAUUCAAGGUGGAGGAUCACAAAGCGGAAAUGUACUUCGGUGAAGGCGCGAAUUACCCAGGCCAGGGUUAUUCUCUCGGAAAAGUGUCGGUGAUUCGUUCCUCAAGCUCUUGUCGGGUGAAGAAUCGAAUCUCUUCACCAAAAAGAGCCCAGACGCCGAAGCAGAGGGUCAAUUCCAGCUCUAGCACCCCUAGAAUGUCAUUUAGCGCUAGGCCCGGUAAUCAGGAUGCGACAGUCAAAACUCCGCAAGUGCCUUCGACUGCUAGAUUGGCCGAUCCCGAUUUCUCGGACCUCCGCUCCCAAAUUCUAGCCUCUCACAAUCACAAUUGCUCAGACAGUCAUCUCCAAUCCCACAUUAAUGCAGAGUUAACACUGACGAGUAGAUCUGAGAAAAAAGCUCCAGUGAUUGCAAGUAAUGCCGACAAUCACCUCCAUGUUCAAGAGCAGGCAAAGUAUUUGAAUCAGGCUGCAGAUACUCUGAAAAAUCGCUUCAGCACCUAUCGCUCAGCCUUCAACAUCCCGUCCAGCAUCAGAUCGGAUUCCAGGACUCGCGCUAGAUCUGCUAGUGCCUCUGGAAUCAGGUGUCGGGGAAGACCUGUUUCCAGGGCCUGCACUCGUGAUCAGGCCCCUGCGAUGACUAAAAGAGAUGAUAAAACCGUGGGAACGAGUAAAAUAUCAAAUAAAGUCCGGGGGUCGAAGUCCGCGACUAUGGAAAAACCAAAGAAUGGACAUCCGAUUGUUCGCGAAUUAAAUUCUUCAUCAGGAGGAAUAGACGAGCUCCAGUUGAAAGUGAGAUCGUUGAACGGUGGUACAGUUUAUCUAGUGCACAUAUCUGCGGAUGAUAGUGUCUCUCGUCUUUAUCAGCUGCUGGAUAGAGUGGUGUUAUCCUCGAAGAGGCGAUUGAAGUCGAGUUACAAAGUAGUCAUCAGUGGAUACGCUCCCAGGAGGCUUGAUCAUCUGGGAGUAUCUCUCAGGGAUUAUGGAAUAUACCGGAACUGUGUACUCCAUCUCGUUAACGAUUAAACAGGCAAAUUCCGCACAGAGAAACUCAACAAUAAAAGAAAUACGGAAAUGAAUUUUUUCCUUUCAGCAAAUGUUUCGUCCAUUCGUGUUUAUUCUCGUUGCGGAUGUUAUGAAUUCCUUCAGGGAAAUUUAAAUUUACUUUGUUCGUUUCCGUUGUUAUGAAGAAA
Molecule: messenger RNA, 2134 nt
Organism: Fopius arisanus
Lineage: Eukaryota; Metazoa; Arthropoda; Insecta; Hymenoptera; Braconidae
Exons: 14
Coding region: 102-1967 (621 amino acids)
Biological process (GO): proteasome-mediated ubiquitin-dependent protein catabolic process
Molecular function (GO): ubiquitin binding
Source: RefSeq, a predicted model, not a curated record